Candida tropicalis MYA-3404 is the source of this 477-nucleotide messenger RNA. RefSeq lists its product as uncharacterized. The transcript has a single exon. NCBI's taxonomy places the organism in Eukaryota, Fungi, Ascomycota, Pichiomycetes, Serinales, Debaryomycetaceae. The coding region runs from base 1 to 477 and encodes 158 amino acids. The record is from RefSeq and is a predicted model, not a curated record. Gene Ontology annotation, cellular component: nucleolus. Gene Ontology annotation, molecular function: DNA binding. Gene Ontology annotation, biological process: rRNA processing; negative regulation of transcription by RNA polymerase II.
AUGGUUUCAUUCUCGUGUGAAGUGUGUAACGACACUAUUAUCAAAAAGAAAUUAGAUCAACAUACUCAAAGAUGUUAUGGUGCUUAUUUUACAUGUAUAGACUGUUCAACAACUUUUGAAGGUACAGAAUAUAGAAAACACACCAGUUGUAUAACUGAAGAUGAGAAAUACCAAAAGAGCUUGUACAAGAAGAAGCCAGCAAAAGGCCAACCAAAGAGGGUAGAACCAAAGAAGGAGGAGCCAAAGAAGGAAGUGAAGAAGGAAGAACCAAAGAAGGAGGUGAAGAAGGAAGAACCAAAGAAGGAAGUGAAAAAGUCCAAACCAGCCAAGGAAUUCCCCCUUGACAGUGUAUCAGGAACUGAAAACUUGUACAAAGUUCUUAAAAAAUCAUCAAAGGGUGAAUCCAAGAAAUUGAAGGAAAUACUAAAAUCAUUGAAAGUCACCAAAGUUGAUGGAAAGUAUAUUAUAGAACAAUAG